Messenger RNA from Amaranthus tricolor (Joseph's coat), 2681 nucleotides. Its product is annotated as ATP-dependent RNA helicase-like protein DB10. The transcript is spliced from 9 exons. Lineage: Eukaryota; Viridiplantae; Streptophyta; Magnoliopsida; Caryophyllales; Amaranthaceae. Gene Ontology annotation, molecular function: ATP binding; RNA helicase activity; RNA binding. The coding region runs from base 270 to 2309 and encodes 679 amino acids. Gene Ontology annotation, cellular component: nucleus; ribonucleoprotein complex; cytoplasm. The record is from RefSeq and is a predicted model, not a curated record.
UUUUUUAAUUACUAAUUAGAAGUUUUGUUUUAAUCCCAAAAUGUUAGGGUAGUACUAGUAUGCUUGCGCCCCCACAACCAGUGAUCCAUGAAAAGCUACAACAAACAUCAUUAAUGUCUGCUUUUCUCAUAUUUCUCCAUUAAUUUGUGAAGCGUGUUAGAGAGAGAAGCCGCAGAGAAAAAGGUGGUUCGUCUCAACUACUAAAGGCGUGCGUCACCACUUCUUUGCCCUUUCCCUCUCCGCACCCGACAAAUCUUCAGGUAAUACUAAUGGCUGCAACAGCAACAGCAACAGCUUCAGCUACACCAGGCCCACGAUAUGCCCCUGAAGAUCCAUCUUUGCCUAAACCGUGGAGAGGUUUGGUGGAUGGAAAAACUGGGUAUUUGUACUUUUGGAACCCAGAAACUAAUGUAACACAGUACGAGAGGCCUGGUUCAUCUUCACAUUCACAUGCUAGAUCCAUAUCAUCAAGGCCUUCUUCUGGUUACGUAAGCUCUUGUGCUCAACUACAGCAGUCUUCUAAUACUCAUAAGGAUAGUGAUGAUGAUAAAUAUAGGAGAGGUAGCAAUGGAAACAGGAGUCAACAGAGUGCCAGGUCUGGAAACGCUCCAAGUGAAGCUGUGGGAUCCACUCGAGAGACUGGACCUGUUGAUGCUGGUUGUAUUUUAUCGCCAGAAGCUUAUCGUCGUCGGCAUGAGAUAUCUGUUUCUGGAAGUAGUGUGCCUCCACCAUUCACAACUUUCGAAGCUAGUGGUUUCCCUUCUGAAAUACUGAAAGAGGCACAACAGGCUGGCUUUUCCGCUCCUACGCCUAUUCAGGCGCAAUCAUGGCCUAUUGCAAUGCAAGGUCGAGAUAUUGUGGCCAUUGCUAAGACAGGUUCUGGAAAGACCUUGGGCUACUUGCUUCCGGGUUUUAUGCAUCUCAAGAGGUGCAAAAACAUUUCACGAAUGGGUCCAACUGUAUUGGUAUUGUCACCAACAAGGGAAUUAGCAACACAAAUUCAAGAUGAGGCUGUGAAAUUCGGGCGGUCCUCUAGAAUAUCUUGCACGUGUUUGUAUGGAGGAGCGCCCAAAGGACCACAGUUGAAGGAGUUGGAUAGAGGAGCAGAUAUUGUGGUAGCCACCCCUGGUCGUUUGAAUGAUAUACUAGAAUCAAGGAGAGUGAGCUUGCAUCAGGUCUCCUACUUGGUGCUUGACGAGGCAGAUCGUAUGCUUGACAUGGGUUUUGAGCCACAAAUUAGGAAAAUUGUGAAGGAGGUACCUACUCGCCGUCAGACUCUGAUGUACACUGCAACCUGGCCUAAGGAGGUGCGGAAGAUUGCAGCAGAUUUACUGUCAAAUCCUGUCCAGGUUAAUAUUGGUAAUUCAGAUGUACUUGUUGCUAACAAGGCUAUCACGCAGUAUGUGGAGGUGUUGCCCUAUAAUGAAAAGCAAAGACGAUUGGAGCAGAUAUUGAGAUCUCAGGAGCCAGGAUCAAGGAUCAUCAUCUUUUGUGCAACUAAAAAGAUGUGUGAUCAGCUUGCUCGCAACUUGUCACGUCAAUUCGGAGCAACUGCAAUUCAUGGUGACAAAUCCCAGGGUGAACGAGACCAUGUACUAAACCAGUUUCGAACUGGAAAAUCUCCGGUGCUGGUUGCGACAGAUGUUGCUGCCCGUGGUCUUGAUGUAAAAGACGUUAGGGUGGUAGUCAAUUAUGACUUUCCUACAGGAAUUGAAGACUAUGUUCACAGGAUUGGGAGAACCGGAAGAGCAGGUGCAACUGGAGAGGCGUAUACAUUUUUAAAUGAUCAGGAUGGUAAAUACGCUUCUGAUCUUGUGAAGAUUUUGGAAGGGUCAAAUCAAAAAGUUCCACAGGAGGUCCGUGAUAUGGCUCUUCGAGGUGGGGGUAUGGGCAAGAUUAGACGUCCAUGGGGUCCUAGUCCUGGUGUUCGUGAUGGAGGCCGUUCAAGUUACGGUGGCAGAGAUGGGGGAAGGGGUCGUGAGAGAUAUGAUCGGGGUUACAAUGAUAGUUAUAAUGGUGAUACUCAUGGAAAGUAUGAGCGAGGGUACCAAUCGAAGAGUUUUGGGGGUGAUGGAUAUAGAGGUGGCAGUCGAAGUCCAAGCCCUAGUGGUCCGAGGGCUAUGAGUGGCAAUCAAGCUAGAGAUCAGAGCUGGAAUCGCGGGAGGAGUAGAAGCCGCAGUCGCAGCCCUGAUAGGGGACAACCUGGGCGAAGUUUUCACCAAAUGAUGAUGGAAAGGACUCGUUCUUCCCCCCCAAAAAACCAGCAAAAAUUUUCAGCUGCUGAGUAUGAUAAUGGCCAUUCUAAAUAGGAAAAAUCAACAUCUGCAAAUACUGAUAAAAAAGACGAAGAGGAGGGUGCAAUUCCUGCUGAUUGCUGAUGAACAUAUGAAGAUUUUUGCAGAGUUGAUUUGGUAUUUUUCUUACUACAUUUUUUGGGUAGGAUAAUGGUAGUGCCAUGAAUAUGAUGUAUGCAAUAGACCAUAUCUUACCAUGGUGUCGUUCUAAGUUAUCGGCACGCCGGUUAUCGGCAUCACCUAUGGCUAUGGUACCGUACAUGUAUGACUCAUUCAAACUUGUGUAUCUAGUAUUGGAUAUUCUAAUAUUAACUUAAGUGUCACUUGUACCAUUUUAGUUUUUGGACAUCCACAAUGUGCCAAUAUACUUGAUGCUUUAUAGUAAAA